Penicillium psychrosexuale is the source of this 246-nucleotide messenger RNA. RefSeq lists its product as uncharacterized. The record is from RefSeq and is a predicted model, not a curated record. Lineage: Eukaryota; Fungi; Ascomycota; Eurotiomycetes; Eurotiales; Aspergillaceae. Bases 1 to 246 code for a protein of 81 amino acids. The transcript has a single exon.
AUGACCGAUAGCGAACAAUGGAUCAACCAGAUCGAAGCGACCCGCAUCCCCACACCGGAAAUACAACCGCUCGGAACCGUACAAAGCCUGCCCACGCUGCAAUCGUUCUACAACCUGGCUAGGCUGGAAGCUACCCAAUCAUUCCCAACACUUAUGACAGCAGCGAGCCGCCUAGAAGCUCUUGCUGCCAGCUGUACAUCUAGUAAAAAAGCUCAGACGUUCCUACGUCUAGCCGGCGAGCACUAA